CGGGACCCGCUGCUCUCUCGGCAGAGCCCGGCGCGCACGAGACCCCCAAGAGGUCCCUGAGCAGGAGGCCGCGGGGCGCCGCGUUCAGCUCGCCCGCCGCCGACGGGGACGCGCAGCAGGAGAUCUUCUGGGACCCGCACUCGCCCAUCGCGUGCAGAGCAGGCAAUGAAAAAAAGAAGCAGAUCAGCAGUAGAUGCGCAGUGGAAAUUUCAGAGAUUGUUAAUCGUAUUGCUCCUCAGGAUGAAAAAGCAGCCUAUAGUGGAGGAUCCCUUUUAGGGACAUGGAUUGGUGAGGAUGCCAUUCCCUGUACACCUGGGGUAGUAAAACUGCGAGCUAGGACAAAGUUAAGUUGUAUGAGAGAUCUUAAAAUAAAAAAUCCUGAAGAGGAACUAAUGAAACUGGCUAAGGAAUUUGAUAAAAAUCUGGUGGAGUUUGAUGCUGUUCAGGAACAGGAGAAGCUUUGUCAGGACUUCAUCCGGAGAGUCUCCGAGACUUUGCCUACUGGUGAAGAGGACGUGCAGAAGAACCUGAAUUCGGUCCUGGAGGACGUUUCGGAAGCGGAUGUUGCGCUCUCCCUGAAAGCAGUGGCAGAGAGCACGGGCAUCGCUGCUGCAGAGCCGGGCCAGGCCAGCAGCCAGAAGUCCAUAGACCUGGAAGCUGAAAUAGCCCUUCAUGCCCUUUUUGAUUGUUCCACCCAGAAAUGUAGUGGACAGCUGAGCCAAGGACUGUCGGGUAUUUCUUUAAAUAAUGGUUUCCAGGAAAAUAAAAGCGUCUUGGAGGAGGACCACCUUCCUGAGCCAACUAAAAACAAGCAAAAUGUUACUUCUGAGAUGUAUCAAAAAGAUACUUCAUGUUUACAGGGAGGCACGAACCAGACUCUUCCAAAACCUCAUACGUUUCUGUUGACAAAACAAGAUCCUUUGAAGACGAAAGUGGUGGCCUGCAGUAAGGCUGCUAAUGUAGUUCCUGAUGACUUUGAUGACUGGGAUGCAGACUUUUUGACAGAUGACUCUUUUGUGAUGCAAAUAACCCAAAAUCCUGAACUGAUAAAUACGGAGGAGGCUUCACCAGUUCCUACAAAUCCACCUGUGCUUGGUCUCUGUGAUGCUAGCAGAACAAAGGAACAAAGUAGUUGCAAGUCGGUAAUUUGUUUGGAGAGUUUACACAAAUCUAAUAGUUUGCAGUAUUUGCCUUUGAAACAGUCUAGUAAAAACACACAAAUUGUUGCAAAAUCUCUUUCUUUACAGAGGUCAUGUAAUAGUACAGAAACGUCAAAGACACAGUCUGCUUCCUUUCAUGGCAAAUGUGAUGUUAAGCCAGACAAAAUAAAUGCUGCUUGGAAAAGUGCCCAAAACAAUGAGUUUAACUGUAUUCCUGUUUCCAGGCAAUCUCAGGUGAAGAAUGGAAGUGAAACUAUUCCACCUAAAAGUAACCCUCUUCUUCCUCUUCCUUCAAGAUCUAAUCUUUAUAGGCCACAGACUGAAAAACCGAGGAAUACUGCACACUCUAUUUCCUGUCAACCAUCCAGUAUUUCUGCUAAUGGAAAACCUAACAAUGUGACUAAAGUGGUCGGCCAAGCUACGGCAGGUCACUUGAACCGAGCUGAGAUACCAAAGAGGGGUCCUCUGUCAUUUGACUGGACUGAACCGAAGUUUUCUGAUGAGGUUUUGGAUAUGUUUUGUGAGUCGGAUAGUCUUUGGGACACAAACUGUGAGGAUGAUGAAUUGUUGUACCAGGUAUGUGACGAUAUAGAAAAGCAGACUUGGAGCCAGGAUGCCAAACAAGGAAAUGAAAGAGCUAGAACUACAGAAGGAGCCGGCAUCAGCUCCAGGUCAGCUGCUGGAAACGGCUUCCCAGCCUCUAAACAAGGGCUGUGCGAUCGCCUCCCUGCUCAGAAAGCAAACGUGAAGCAGGAGCCGCUGGCUGUGAGCGCUGCCGGCAGCAGCAGCUCCAGGGCUGCGCACGGGCUGACCACAGCAGCUCCCACGGCGAGCUGCAGCAGCGUCUCGGGUGCAAUAACUGUGAUCUGCGCUGCUCCUGUGGAGUGUAAAUACACGCUGCCUAAAAGCUGUCAUCAAGCGGCUUCUGAGGAUACUGCAAAGGCUAUUUCAGGCAAAUGGUACAGAUCGAAUUCUGUGCCAGCAGGAAAGACGGCCUCUGAAGUCAGUCCUGCUAACGCAGUGAGCACUUUCAGUAGCAAAGCAUCAGAUAGCCUGUUGUGCAACGUGGGGAGGACGCUGUAUAACAGCUCUGGCAACAAAACGCCACUUGUGCCUUCAAAGUUUAAGUUCCGAAAGACAAACAGUGCUCAGGUCACUCUGCGUGCAGAGUCUGAAAGCCCCGAGUGCCGUUCCGGCACCGGGAUCACUAUGCAAGGUUUGGGAGAAAGCAACAAUCAGCUGAACACGGCUUUGCACAGCAAGCCUGAAAACACAAAACUGCCUUUCAAGAGACACCUCUCAGAGUCUUUUGCACUGCCUACAUCAGGGUCUGUGGUGGAACAGAAAAACAGAAAAUGUUCUCAAGAAGAAAUUGAAAGGAAAAAACAAGAAGCUCUCGCACGAAGAAAAUCCAGAAUGCAGGCGUCCUUAAAAGAUGUGUGA
Messenger RNA from Tinamus guttatus (white-throated tinamou), 2603 nucleotides. Lineage: Eukaryota; Metazoa; Chordata; Aves; Tinamiformes; Tinamidae. The record is from RefSeq and is a predicted model, not a curated record.